GUGACACAAUGCAACAAUGUUCAGUGGCAAGUUCAAGUAAGGGAGGUUUACAUUGGUGACCCAGUGACUCUCUACUGUGUUUUCUCAGAAAUAAUAUACAAUAGGGGAAACAUGUUCUGGUUCAAGCAAAUAAUGGGGGAAAUCCCUGAAGUUGUUGCAAGGAUGCAGAAAUUUCAGUCCAGGCCUGAACUGUACAAGGAAUUUAAAAAUUCACAUCUCAAUGUGGAGAAGGCUGAAGCUGACGGGACAUAUCGUCUUACGAUCCCAAAGAUGGAACCAAAGGAUGAAGCUAUUUACUAUUGUGCAAGUAGGAUAGAAUAUGCUGUAAACUUUAUCAAUGGGACUGUUUUAGUAUUAAAAGGUAAUGAGAAGAUAUUAAUGCCCUUUAUUUUUUGUUCAUGAUUCUUAUCUUCAUAUGUUUUCUAUGUGUCUGUGUGAUUUUAUACAUUCAUGUGCAUUUGAGAAAGUGUUGUUUCAGAUUGAUUUAUAUGAAACUAUAAAUGUAUCAUUUAGGUAAGAAUCACCAGAUGUCUGAUUACAAGACCGUGGUACAGCGGCCAAUGUCUGACCCAUUCCACCCAGGAGAAAAUGUGACUCUGCAGUGUACAGUACUCUCUGAGACCUGUACAGGAGAACACAGUGUGUACUGGUUCAGAGCCGGAUCAGGUGAAUCCCAUCCAGGAGUCAUUUACACCCCUGGGAACAGGAGUGAUGAGUGUGAGAAGAGCCCUGAGACUCCCUCUCCUACAAAGAGCUGUGUCUACAACCUCUCCAAGAACAACCUCAGUCUCUCUGAUUCUGGGACUUACUACUGUGCUGUGGCCACAUGUGGGGAGAUCCUGUUUGGCAAUGGAACAAAAUUGGACAUGGCCACUAUCAAGAAAUGGAACAAGUCAGGUAGAAUCAGUUUAAUUGAAGUGUAUGGAUUUGGAUUAAAAUUUUUGUCAGUUUAAUACAGCAGGAAAAUGUGAUUCAUUUUGUGGAUUAUAAUUAAUGGACAUUUUUGUAGGUGUUGAUAAAAAAUGUUUUAGGGCAAACGUAAGAGUGAUCAAAUUAAGAUCUUACAUCUGUAGGCCUAACUAAUCUGGCAAUCUAUUUAUGAAUUUUCUUGGGUAAAAAUUUUGAUAGACAUUUUUAUUUUUGUUGCAGAAAAGGCUCUGGUAGUGGUUGUUGUAGGUUUGGCAGUGGCGUUGGUGUUGUGUGGGAUUGGGAUCAUCUUCCUUGCCUGCAACAGAAGUAAAGAGCAAGUCUGUGAAAAUUGCAAAGGUAAGCAAUACAAUUAUGCUUACUUUUGCCACCCUGAAGUUACAGUAGUUUUGAAUUGCUAUGGAUAUUUAUCUUGUCUUUCGUCCCUGUCUGAUGAAAACCUUGUAACUCCAUUUUUGCCAAUGUCAUGUUUUUUACAUUUAUUGAAACAUGGUAAUUUUUCCCAUUUCCUGAAAAUGUUUUGGAGAUAAGAUGUUUUCAUCAGACAGCGACGCUUUGUUUGAUUUAAUUGUUGUUUUCUAUUGAAGCAGUAGGUACCUGUCCAGGAGGCAGACAUGACGGAUUAAGGGGAGAACAGGUAUAUCUACAUUGUGAAAUGGUUCAAUUCCAAUUUUAAUGUGAAAUUCCUCAAUGACUCUACUACAUAGCUCACGAUAACCCUUGAAAACUACUCUAUGUGAUGAAUAAUGAGCCAGUAAUUAUAUAUUUUCCAACCAAUAUGUGGCCUACUGUUUGUAUUUCUGUGAACAUAACCUUUAAUGGUUUGAAAAUGUAAUAUGAACAACAUGUAACUGACAAGUAUUUAUAUGUAAUAAUCAUGGUGUUACUAUGUUUCUAAAAUAUGUUCCUCCUUAGGCUCAAGAUGGAGUUACGUUGAAUUAUGGUGCAUUGAAUUUCUCUGAGAGGAAAACUAAAAGAGGAAGAAAGAAGAGAGAGACACCACAGGAGAGUGUGUACUCUGAUGUCAGGUUCUCAGAACGGGAG
Molecule: messenger RNA, 1971 nt
Organism: Coregonus sp. 'balchen'
Lineage: Eukaryota; Metazoa; Chordata; Actinopteri; Salmoniformes; Salmonidae
Source: the annotation of a GenBank genome assembly